UGUGUAAAAGUUGCCUUCGACUUGAUUUUUACAACUGCUUUUAUUGUGUGUUAUUUUGUUUUUCUAUAUAUAGAUCGUUUUCGAUUUAUCGUAGUGUUUCUGGUAUAAUUUCAAAAUGCCAUCAAGUUUUUGCUUCACACAGAAACUCUCUGAUGAACCGGCGCGACUGCCUGGGCAGCAGCGGCUCCAGGAACUCUGCGCUCAAUCUCGUCCUGAGUCGCAUCAGAGGUGAGGUGGAGGAGGCGCAUGUCUACAGCAUUAUAAUCCGACAGAAUCGCAUGCGGGAGCUGUACGAGCGGGAUAUGGAGCUGGUGAGGCUGGAGAUGAAUCAACUGAGGGCGACGCAAGUGGUCAACAGGAAUCGCUUCAGAUCCACGCCGCUGGGCAUGGUCCCCAUUGCAGUACGGUAUAUUAACCAAAUUCCGGGCUAACCAGGCGGCGGGCAAUACCUUUCGGGGCAACAGUUGGCCAUGGAACGUGGGGUCUCGAGGUGUGUUGUUCGUCAAGUGAAGCGAAAUAAAUGUUUUAUUUGAUUAUUAAA
This is a messenger RNA of Drosophila mojavensis, 541 nucleotides long. RefSeq lists its product as uncharacterized. The transcript is spliced from 2 exons. Bases 153 to 431 code for a protein of 92 amino acids. NCBI's taxonomy places the organism in Eukaryota, Metazoa, Arthropoda, Insecta, Diptera, Drosophilidae. The record is from RefSeq and is a predicted model, not a curated record.